Molecule: messenger RNA, 8917 nt
Organism: Jaculus jaculus (lesser Egyptian jerboa)
Lineage: Eukaryota; Metazoa; Chordata; Mammalia; Rodentia; Dipodidae
Gene: Ntrk2
Product: neurotrophic receptor tyrosine kinase 2
Exons: 19
Coding region: 934-3447 (837 amino acids)
Biological process (GO): regulation of phosphatidylinositol 3-kinase/protein kinase B signal transduction; multicellular organism development; synapse organization
Cellular component (GO): signaling receptor complex; neuronal cell body; axon
Molecular function (GO): ATP binding; brain-derived neurotrophic factor binding; axon guidance receptor activity
Source: RefSeq, a predicted model, not a curated record
UUGUAGAGGGGAUGGUGGUAGAAUCAGGGUUCUGGAGGCGCCCAGCAGCCGAGCGGCCCAUCCCGGAGGUACCUGAAUCUGAACGAGGGCGCACACGGGCACACACGCACACACCUUGGCUGUGCAGACGCGCGCGCGUGUGUGCGUGCGUGUGUGCGCGAGUGUGAACUCCCACAUGCUGCUGCUGUCUGCUUCUGGCCAGUGGCACCGCACCAGAGCCGCCGCCGCCUCCUCCUCGCCCCCAGAUUCCCUCCCCUCUGCGUCGCUUUUGUCUGGAGGGUGUUAUGCGUUUGUGUGUGGAUCAGCGUGUGUGUUUUUGGAUUUCAGACUAAUUUUCUGGAGUUUCUGCCCCAGCUCUGCGUCAGCCCUCACGUCACUUCAGCAGCAGUAGCAGAGGCAGCGGCGGCGGCGGCGGUGGCGGUGGCGGCGGGUCCGGGGAGCUGGUUGGAGCCGGAGCCCCGAGGCUCCUUCGCUCUCACUCGCUUCGCUCCAAGCCGGGUGACCAGAGGAGCCAAGGCCGGGCGCUGCGGCGGGCCUGAGGCGCUGGAAGACCGCCCUGAAGUGCACACCUGAGCCCCGUGCAGGUGCAACGAGGAGGACUCUGACACCCCAACGGUCCCGGAAGCGCCGCUGACCUGUGACCGGUGUGCGGGGCCAUGCAGCAAAGGCCCCUGUGCAGUCCCGAGCAACCGCAGCGCCCCCUGUGAAGUGGCCUGCGAUGUCCCGGCCUCUGUGACCAGUGAGUCCCUCCGGAAUCCGCUCAGCCCCAGACACUCGGCUUUGGUCACGCUAGGCUUUGCGCGCGGCGGCCAGCACCCCAGGCAUCCGGGAGUCGCGAGGGCUUAGGGCAAGGAGAAGGCCUCCCUACCCCGGCGGGGGAAACCGGCUGGUGCCACGCGGGACACUCACUCCGACUGCCAGUGGUGGCAAGGAAUGUCAUCCUGGACGAGGUGGCAUGCACCCGACAUGGCGCGGCUCUGGGGCUUCUGCUGGCUGCUUGUUGGCUUCUGGAGGGCCUCUCUCGCCUGCCCAGCGUCCUGCAAAUGCAGCGCUUCUCGGAUUUGGUGCAAUGAGCCUUCUCCUGGCAUCGUGGCGUUUCCGAGGUUGGAGCCUAACAGCGCAGACUCUGAGAACAUCUCCGAAAUCUUCAUUGCAAACCAGAAAAGGUUAGAGAUCAUCAACGAAGAUGAUGUCGAAGCUUAUGUGGGGCUAAGAAACCUGACAGUUGUGGAUUCUGGCUUAAGAUUUGUGGCUUAUAAAGCAUUUCUGAAAAACAAUAACCUGCAGCACAUUAACCUUACCCGAAAUAAGCUGACUAGUUUGUCUAGGAAACAUUUCCGUCAUCUUGACUUGUCUGAACUGAUCCUGGUGGGCAAUCCAUUUACAUGCUCCUGUGACAUUAUGUGGAUCAAGACUCUCCAAGAGACUAAACCCAAUCCAGAAACUCAGGAUCUGUACUGCCUAAAUGAAAGCAGCAAGAAUAUUCCCCUGGCAAACCUGCAGAUACCCAAUUGUGGUUUGCCAUCUGCACAUGUGGCUGCACCUAACCUCACUGUGGAGGAAGGCAAGUCUGUGACAUUGUCCUGUAGUGUGGCAGGCGAGCCUCUUCCUAAUAUCUACUGGAAUGUUGGAAAUUUGGUUUCCAAACAUAUGAAUGAAACAAGCCAUACACAGGGAUCCUUAAGGAUAACUAACAUUUCAUCUGAUGACAGUGGAAAGCAAAUCUCUUGUGUGGCAGAAAAUCUUGUAGGAGAAGAUCAAGAUUCUGUCAACCUCACUGUGCACUUUGCACCAACUAUCACAUUUCUCGAAUCUCCAACCUCAGACCACCACUGGUGCAUUCCAUUCACUGUGAAAGGCAACCCCAAGCCAACGCUUCAGUGGUUCUAUAAUGGGGCAAUAUUGAAUGAAUCCAAAUACAUCUGUACUAAAAUACAUGUUACCAAUCAUACGGAGUACCAUGGCUGCCUCCAGCUGGAUAAUCCUACUCAUAUGAAUAAUGGGGACUACACUUUGAUGGCCAAAAACGAAUAUGGGAAGGAUGAAAGACAGAUUUCUGCUCACUUCAUGGGCAGGCCUGGAAUUGAAGAUGAUACAAACCCAGAGUACAGCGAUACCAUUUAUGAAGAUUGGACUGUAGCAAAUGACCUUGGGUAUACCACAAACAGAAGUAAUGACAUCCCUUCCACAGAUGUCGCCAACAAAGCUGGUCGGGAACAUCUCUCGGUUUAUGCUGUGGUGGUAAUUGCAUCUGUGGUGGGAUUUUGUCUGCUGGUAAUGCUUCUUCUACUUAAGUUGGCAAGACAUUCCAAGUUUGGCAUGAAAGAUUUCUCAUGGUUUGGAAUUGGGAAAGUAAAGUCAAGACAAGGUGUGGGCCCAGCCUCUGUGAUCAGCAAUGAUGAUGACUCAGCCAGCCCACUCCACCACAUCUCCAAUGGGAGUAACACUCCAUCUUCCUCAGAGGGCGGCCCUGAUGCUGUCAUUAUUGGAAUGACCAAGAUUCCUGUUAUUGAAAAUCCCCAGUACUUUGGCAUCACCAACAGUCAGCUCAAGCCAGACACAUUUGUUCAGCAUAUCAAGCGACAUAACAUUGUUCUGAAAAGAGAGCUAGGCGAAGGAGCCUUCGGGAAGGUUUUCCUAGCUGAAUGCUAUAACCUGUGUCCUGAGCAGGAUAAGAUCUUGGUGGCAGUGAAGACUCUAAAGGAUGCUAGCGACAAUGCUCGCAAGGACUUCCACCGUGAGGCUGAGCUGCUGACCAACCUCCAGCAUGAGCACAUUGUCAAGUUCUAUGGGGUCUGUGUGGAGGGCGACCCACUCAUCAUGGUCUUUGAGUACAUGAAGCAUGGGGACCUCAACAAGUUCCUUAGGGCACAUGGACCUGAUGCAGUACUGAUGGCCGAGGGUAACCCACCCACUGAACUGACCCAGUCGCAGAUGUUGCACAUCGCCCAGCAGAUCGCAGCUGGCAUGGUCUACCUAGCAUCACAGCACUUUGUUCACCGUGACCUGGCUACACGGAACUGCCUGGUUGGUGAGAAUCUGUUGGUGAAAAUCGGGGACUUCGGAAUGUCCCGGGAUGUAUACAGCACUGACUACUACAGGGUCGGCGGCCACACGAUGCUGCCCAUUCGCUGGAUGCCUCCAGAGAGCAUCAUGUACAGGAAAUUCACCACAGAGAGUGACGUCUGGAGCUUGGGGGUUGUACUGUGGGAGAUCUUCACCUAUGGCAAGCAGCCUUGGUACCAGCUAUCAAACAAUGAGGUGAUAGAAUGCAUCACUCAGGGCCGAGUCCUGCAGCGGCCUCGCACGUGCCCCCAGGAGGUGUAUGAGCUGAUGCUGGGUUGCUGGCAGCGAGAGCCACACAUGAGGAAGAGCAUCAAGGGCAUCCACACUCUCCUCCAGAACUUGGCCAAGGCAUCUCCGGUCUACCUGGAUAUUCUAGGCUAGGGUACUUCUCCCUAGAUUGAUCCUUCCCAAUGCACUCCUCAGAUGAACCAACAGGAUGAACAUCUAUCAACUGCCGCUGGGUGUUAUGAUAUUGCUGUCCUUUCUCUGACAGUAUUAACAACAAGACACAAAGACAAUAUCAGAGGGAAGCAAUGUGUUCUUCUCCAUACACAGACACAGUAUUAACUUCUUUUUGGCAUAGCUCCUUCUCUUUCCAUCUCCCUUGCUUUGUUACUUUCUUUUUGCUCUUUCCAUUUUUCAUUUUUUUGUCUUCCCUGCUUCAUUAUCUUACUGCGUCUCUCCCCCUCCCCAUAAUCUAGCUUCUGCAUUCCUAUUAACUGUGCAUAGACAAAGGCCUUAACAAACCUAAUUUGUUAUAUCAGCAGACACACCUGUUUGCCCACCACAACUAACAAUGCCUUGUUGUGUUCCUGCCUUUGAUGUGGAUGAAAAAAGGGAAAACAAAUAUUUGACUUCAACUUUGUCACUACUGCUGUACAGACAUGGAGAGUUUCUAUGGAUUCACUUCUCUUAUUUAUUAUUAUUACUCUUAUUAUUAUUAUUGGAUGGCUUUCACCUGUAUAUGAAAAGGAAAACUUGUGUUCAAUCUGGGAAAACUUUAUCUAUGGGAGAUGAAAACCAGAGAGAAAGAUUUAUAAUGAACCACAGUAUGGAGAAACAAAAACAACCACUGGAACCAGCUGGCAUCAAUCCCUACCUAGGAAAAAAGCCAGCAACUCUUAGCUGGGAGGAAUGCGUUCGGCACCUUCCCCUGAGGACCUUUCUGAGGAGUAAAAGGAAUGUUGAACUCUGUUCUAUGGACAGAGUUUCUCAUCACAAACACUGGUGUGCAGUGGGAAAAUCAUUUCUAUGGGACGCAAGAUGGCACAUCAUAAUAUUCAGAUGAUCUUGUUAUGAUUACUCAUAGUAACAGCACUGGUGUGUUCCUCAAGUGUCAUCUACUGAGCCUUUGUCAGGUUCAGUUGAAAAGACAUGGAUUCUAGUCACUUCAGGGUAAGGUGGGACAUUCAAAGACUUGAAAAAGAUAAGACAUGCUCUUGAUCUGGAGGCAAGUUUCUCUUGAACUUUUCAGACAGCAAGUCUCUCCUUCCCUACUUUCCAUUCCCUUUGUCCUCUCAACUGUGCAAACAAAAUUGUGCAUGGUCUUUGUCACUUAAUAUCUUGUGUGCAGAAACUACUGCUCCAGACUUGUGCCUGAUAGACAGAACAGAUUCUUAAAAGGUCUAACUUACAGAGUUUAAGGGAACAUAGAGUUCAUUAGCUGAGAAUCAAUGCCCCUGAACAUUGUAGUUAUUGGUGAUGGGUUCUACCUAAUAUGGACCCUAAAGCCUAUAUAUCUUCAUCCACAUAGAACCUAUGGGACUGUGGGAUAGGUGGAAUCCUUCCCGGAGGGAAAGUCAACCUCAAUGGAGGCCAUCACAUGCAUUCCUGUCCCAUAUGCACAGGCCACGUCUCUUGCUUUGGAAUCUGGUUGGAAGAGUGGUUUCAUUCCAAAUGUACUCCAUUGUCAGGAUGCUGUUUUGUUGUCUUCACUCCAUUAAACAGUAAAACAAAAGUGAGCACAGCAUGCCAAUGGGAAACUGUGCCCUGACCAGGCAUGAACCUGUGCUUUUGGCAUAGCUACUGGUUUUGCAAAGAGAGUGUGAAUUUAAAUAGAAAUUUACAGAAAAUUACAGUUGGAUAGUCAGUUACACCAAGGAAGAACUGUUUCUGUUCCUCAAGAAAAUUUGCUAUCCUCUAUGAGGGUAAUUUUGCUAAACUUGACAUCUUUCUAACAUGAGCCAGAUUGAAAAGGAGUGAUUUUUAACUCAUUCUAGAACCUUUCAUUUAGUAUUUGUUUCUGAAGGUGCAAGAGCUCUGUAUAGGUUUUGUUUGUGCCCAUUAAUUUCUAGAGCACUUUAUUUUCUAUUAUUGGCUUUAAAAGCCAGUUCUCAAAAAACUCUAAAGUAUAAAUUACCAGAGAACAAAAAGAAAUCCAAUAGCAUCUGCAGUUAAGUGAAGGGUUUGGACAAGGCAAAUGUCAUAGUCCUUUUUGGUUCUGUAAUGGCCUAAGAGGGAUGGGAGUCAUUUGUUCUCUUUGUCUGUGAAAACAGACCACUCCAGGAUACGUAUAAUAAUAUAAUGAAAGCCAUAUCUCCAGGAUAUAUACACACAUGUAUAUGUCAUACAAAGGACCCUUGGUACUUUUACAAUACUGGGGAACUGUGAAGCAAUGAGGAAGCAGCAGAUUUGUACAAACUGUGCUAGAUUCCAUCAGCAAAGACCUAAAAACAUACAUAGGUUUGUCACUCUGUGUGUCUGGCAAGCUUCUCUGAGAGAAAAAAACUGCAAGAUAUUUAGCAGAACAAAAGGAGAUGAUAGUUUAAGAAGUCAAAAUAAGGGAGGGUGGUAUAUGUUUAGAUCAACUGAUUGUUUAACACAAAUGAGAACAUGGGAGCAUUCCAUUCUAGCCUUGUAUGUUCCUCUGCAGGGAAAAAUAAUGAAAAAAAUCACUAAUUUUUCUGACUAAUUUCUGAAGGUUUUUAAGAUGAAAGGUUCUAUGCAAGUACAAAGUUUCAUAGUUAUUUAUACCUCUUUAUUAUUAUUAUUAUUAUUUAUUAGUCCUGCUGUUUUCUCAAGUAUGUGCUGAUUUUAAAGAUAUCACACAUAAAGUACUUGAAUGAGCCAAGAAUAUCUUAAAAUAUUGAUCAUUGUUCCUUUGGUACCUCCUUUCUCAUGAUAUUUUAAUUUUUAGAAAAUCAAUAUUCUUAUUCUUAACUGUAAUGGUCAUCAAAUAUUGCUUACCAUCAAAUAUGCUAAAACUAUGACAAUGGCUGUAGCAAAUCAAAGUCUCCAGGCCUGACCUAGUCUGACAAUUUAUGAAUUACCAAGUAGUUUCUAAACACUUUUCACAUGUGUUUGCAAGUAGUUCAUUGUUUUCAUAUAUGAGGAAAUUGAGACUCAGAGAAGCUUAGAAGUAUGCUUUGUAUCUCCAGCCAAACAUGGGCUUCACCCAAGUACUCUGACUUUACCCUUUCAUUAUUCUAUCCACUAGAGAUGUUACCACACAAACAAGAUGUCUAGGAAAGACAAUUGCUAACAUGUUUAUGAAGUAGGAUGUGAAGUUAGAAGAAAAAAAGGAAAUAUAUGAGGUGGUAAGGAACUGAGAUAUUGUGAUAUGUGAUCAUGUCUCCACCUCUGUUGAAUCCUGUCACUGACCAAUGUCAUCCUCAGGCUCCUUGAGAAAACACUGGGUAUUCUGAAAUCCAGGAUUCUACUAAAUUCAAAUCCUCACAUCAGCUCUAUCUGUGGUGUUUAUACACACACACACACACACACACACACACACACACGAUACUUGAUUUAUACAUAUGAAAAUGCACAUACAUAGUGUGUUUGCAUGUUCAUGUAUAAAUAUAUAGGCACAUGGUAAUAGAAUAAUUAAUUCUAAAUAGGAUGCAGUAUGAGUAAUUUUCUUAAAAUCUGAUGAAAACCAAAACACUUUAAUGUCCCUUGGUGGUUCGGCUUCCAUUCUCCACAUGGAUAGGACUACAUCAUACUUCUCAACUCUGCAGUCAUUCAUGAUGAAAGAUUGAUUUAAGACAAUUCACUUCCCAAAAUAAGUGAAUACCAUCCCACAACAUUGAGUCCCUUUUCUGGCCCCUGCCAAAAGAAACUACAGACAAACAGAUCUCCUUAUAUAUAAGUACAGGAAAGGAAAAUUUGAUGUUUCAUCUUUUUUUUUUUUUUUGCAAAUCCAAAUUUUGCACACCUUUGCCCACUGUCACCCCAUUACACGUUUGUCCAGAGACCAAGCAUUUUAGAUGUAAACUGGAAUGUUGGGAAACAUUGACUGUCAGUGGUGGUAUGUCCAAGAUUUUGCAGCAAAGUGAGCAGCCCUAGUAAUUUCCUCAACUGAGUGGAGGUGCAUGGGCCAUCAUGUAUAAUGCUGUCCUUCCUCAAGCACCAGCAGCAUGAUUUCUUGUUCAGAAUAAACUUUUUGUUUACCCUUUCCUGUUGCACGUUGGAUAUCCAAUGAUACCAUGGUAUCAUUAAAGUUAGAUAUAAUAAUGACUAACUUUUACAAUGGCAAUAUAGACACACAUACCCUCAUUGUCUUGUCUCUCCAUCUCCUUCCCAUUUUAGAGCUUUUAUUUCAAAUCGUGACCUUCAGUUAACAUUUGGCUUGGCACUAUAUCACUGUUAUAGAAAAUUUCAUGAGAGGGACGGCUAGUGAUCCAAAUCCCCAGAUGUCCAAGUUAGCAGCCCAAGCCAGUUCUUCACAAUGUGUAACUGAAAUGUAGAGACUUGGGAGGGGUAGCUUGUACAUGGGUUUCACAUGUUAUUCUAAAGCAUUAGGGUGGGGGAUUUAUACUUUAAAAUCAAUAAUGUAGGAAGGGGUAUUCUCAUGUCAGGGCUGGAAAGGACACUGCUGCUCAAGUCCCAGGUUCUCAAAUAUCCUUAGAUUUUGUAUUUCUCUCUCCUCUCCUGUUCACUUUAUUCACCUGUGUAUGUAUUUAUUUAUAUACUUUUGCUCCAUUCAUUACAAACACUAGGCAAAUCAAAAAAUAUAUAUAUAUAUAUAUGGAUGUGUGUAAAUGUGUUGCAGGCAAAACACUGUGAAUCUCACAACCAAGCAACUAUUUUGCUUUUUAACAUACAUCAUAGGAUAUGAAAUGGAAAAAGAUGGGAAUAUCAUUUUUCAGUUUCUGCAUCCUAGGCCAAGUCCAUGUUUAUUUUAUUUCCCUUCUCUGUAUAGUAAAGUUGAUUCUGAGUGGACAUUGAUUGAAUGGUGAAUAUACUGUAGAAAGCAUAAUCAAUGUUGCUAGUGCCAUGUGCUUGAAUGAGAGAAAAUGGAGAAAUGUAACAAAAAGGUCUAUAUAUUGCAGCUUGCAUAUCUUACUGUUGCUUCAAAAUGUAUAAAACUGCUGGAAAUAUUUUCAAUACAAGGUAUUUGAAUUAAAUGUGGAUUUUAAAUUUAUUCUCCCUUAAAAAGUGACCAAAUUAUGGUAAAAUAUUGCUCCCUGUGUAUCUAGGACUUGCAAAUCUGCCUACAGAUGUGGAUGUCCUGAAUUUGCUUCCAUAUCUGGAGAGAUGUUUGUAUAUACCUGGACCAUACACACAUUCAUUUCAAUAUCUCUCUGCGAAUGUAAUUCCCCUUCAAUGGUGACCUGGUAUUUGAACUCUAUCAUUUCCUUUGGUUUGUUUUCUUUUAAUGUGAUGUCUCUGUGCCAAUACUACCAGUUCUUGUUUUGCAGUCUGUUUGAGGUCUGUUGCUUUACUAAGACCCACUGCAUCUUGGCUGAUUUCAAAGUGACAACUGAAUGCAGUGUUUAAAAAAUAACUUUGUUUGUAAAUCAUGUGACCAGCUUCUCUCAACCUGACAUGGAAAGUCUCUUGUACUACAGUGUAUUUAAUAAAACUGAUGUCUUACAAUAAAUAACAUCCUCCGAAAGAGAGGCUAAACAUG